AUGCAGUUCACCAGCGCCGCCGCACUCGCCUGUGCCCUCUUCUCCUCUAUUUCCCUCGCCGCCCCGGCCGAAGCCUCGUGGAGAACCACUGCCACGAUUCAACUCGCCAACGACCAGUCCGGCGCAAAUGUCAAUGUCGCUGUCCCAGUUGAUGGUAAGAAGCGCCCCGUUCAAGAGCUUUGGGGUCACACCGCUGUGGCUAAGCAUGGCCUCGUCUUUGCAUCGAGCGCCCAGCUCGUUACUUUCCAGCAGACCACUGUCUGCACUAUUACCGAAGAGCCUCGCAUUGAUGUCACCCUGGACGCCGAGAAAACUUGGGCAUCUAUCGGCGGAGGUGUUGUCGAUCUCUGUGCUGCUUAUGUUGUUUGCGAGUGUGAGGGUAUGUGA
Penicillium waksmanii is the source of this 387-nucleotide messenger RNA. RefSeq lists its product as uncharacterized. The record is from RefSeq and is a predicted model, not a curated record. Lineage: Eukaryota; Fungi; Ascomycota; Eurotiomycetes; Eurotiales; Aspergillaceae. The coding region runs from base 1 to 387 and encodes 128 amino acids. The transcript has a single exon.